Molecule: messenger RNA, 1486 nt
Organism: Venturia canescens
Lineage: Eukaryota; Metazoa; Arthropoda; Insecta; Hymenoptera; Ichneumonidae
Gene: Sap30
Product: SIN3-associated polypeptide 30
Exons: 3
Coding region: 740-1267 (175 amino acids)
Biological process (GO): regulation of DNA-templated transcription
Cellular component (GO): histone deacetylase complex
Molecular function (GO): transcription coregulator activity; protein binding
Source: RefSeq, a predicted model, not a curated record
CUUUAGAAACAUAUAGGAAUUACUUAGGCAAACGUGUCAUGCAGCUUUUACACACGUAUGCUCAACCACAAAAGUACUAGCUGUAAAAGUGUGUGUCGAGACACGCACACUACGGUUCGUAUUUACCGAAUGCUUAAGUUUUGUGUGUCCGUACUCGUAGACAUUUACCUCUGUAAUCAUUGCAAAAGGUGCCGAUGAAUGAAAUUCUAUAAAUUUGGAAUACUAAAAAAUACCUGAACUUUUUAGAGAGUUUCAAUAAAUCUAGUGAAUUCGCAAACUUCGGCUUAUCAAGGAUCGCGUCAUUCAUUUCGACUCUGAAAUUUCGAGUGUUCGUAAUUGCGCCGAGUAACAAAAAAAACGCGGCGGAAUAACGGGUUUUCUGCGUUAAAAACGCAUCUAACAAUACCGUAAACCGCAAACGUAAAUAAACAAAUCAAUCGUCGGUGUGAAAAUUGCGCGUGUGUUAAUCUAACGUGGUAUCCACCGGUUAAAUGACAAUUAACGUGUAAAUAACAACCGUUGGUUGGGCAAUAAUGAUGUUGAAGGAGCGGCCGAAUUUAAGCUGAAAGUUCGACGCAAUAAUGUUGAUCGUGGACUCGUCUCUCUUUUUUGACGUUUGUCGUGAUCGCCGCUAGAACGAGGUUAUAAGAGCAGAGUGUUUUUAACUCAACUCGACCAAUACAGUUUUGUGCGUCAGUGUUUUAUUUUUUGUUUUAUAAAAAAGUAUCUGUAUUAAAAAAUGAACGGGUUCAGUACCGGCGAAGAGGACUCCAGAGGAGCCGCCGAUCAGAUUUGCUGUUUAGUUGAUGAAGGGGAAAGGUGCUCGCGAUCAGCUGGCAAUGCUUCCUACAGCAAACGAAUUCAAAAAACCGUGACUCAAAGACGCCUCAAACUCAAUCAGGAUCACACGGUUCGUCACACUUAUAUUUGCGACUAUCACAAACAAGUAAUACAAUGCGCUCGAUCAAAACAGCAGCAACAACGGCGGAGAAAAGACUCUGAGGAAGAUUCUGGUGAGACAGACAACGACCUUCCGGAGGUUGAUCUUUUUCAGCUCCAAGUUGGAACUUUGAGGCGGUACAAAAGGCAUUAUAAAGUUUCAACACGGCCCGGACUUAACAAAGCACAAUUGGCUGAUGCAUUAAUGAAGCAUUUCAAGACGAUUCCAGUGGCUGAAAAAGAAGCGCUCAGUUUCUUCAUAUACACAGUGAAAACAAAUGCGAAUAAGUUGGAUCAAAAAAAUGGCUUAAGCAGCGACGCGACGUAGCGCAGGUGCGGACUCGGUGCCGCGAGAGCCAAGCAAUGUCAUAUUUUAAUCAUAGAGAAACGAAGAACUUUUUUUUUUCCAUCAUCCUAAAGACUUUAACUUGUUAAUGAAAGGUACAUAUUUUAUAAGGAUAAUGUAUAAAUCUGAGAGAAUAUUAUUAUUUGUCCAUUGAGUAAGAAAAAAAUGAUAUCGAAGUAAACAUCGACCACUUUUACUCUA